AUGAGCAAAUUGGAACAAAUGGAACAAAACGACGAUAAUAAUUACGAUACUGAUUUAGAUGAUCAGAUAGCAGAUCAAAUCGAUGAAUAUACACCAAGUCGGUUAACAUUCGAUGAAAAAUUAGUAGCUCAUCGUAGUAAUCGAUUGAAUCAAACAUUUGGUCAAAUAAAUAUACCAUAUGAAUCUCAAUUAAAAAUUGAAAAAGAAAUUAAUGAUGAAACUCUUGUUCCAUUACGAUGUAAAACACCACAUAAUAUUACAAGAGUUCAAAUCUAUGAAAAUAGUUGUCAAGCACUUGAUAUAACAAGUGAUUGGCAAAUACGAGCUCUUCUUCCAUAUGAUACUAUUACGAUUAUUGAUCGGCCAUUUUCUUUUAAUGAUUUUCGUGCAUUUGCUACUGCAAUUGAAGGAAAUCUCGAAAGUUUAACAUUACAUUCAGUAGGUUUAACAUCACGUUCAGUACAUGUACUUUGCCAAGCAUUAAACCAAUGUGUUCAUCUUAACUUAUUGGAUUUAUCAAAUAAUAAAAUUGGUAAGAAAGGUUUUGAAUCAAUAGUUGAUACACUUAGUCAUCUUUCAUCAUUACUUUAUUUAUCAUUGGCAAAUUGUGGUAUGGAAGAUUCUUAUGGUAUUGGAAUUGGUGAUUUAUGUCGACCUAAAAAACUUUUAGAAAUAAACUUAAGUGGAAACGAAUUUGGAGAAAAUGCAUGUAUAUUUAUUGGCAAUGCUUUGACUGAACAUAAGAAUUUGUCGUAUUUAAAUUUAAGUUGGAAUUUAAUUCGAGGUGUUGCAUCAAUUGCUCUUUUCCGAGGAAUUGAAGUUAAUCAAUCUUUAACAGAACUUGAUAUAUCAUGGAGUGGUCUUAGUUAUGAUGGAAGUGUUGCACUUCGUCGAAUUUUAAUUGUUAAUAAAGUUUUACAACGUUUAAAUAUAAGUAAUUGUAAUAUUGAAUGGAUAAGUGCAAAAUUAAUUAGUGCAGGUUUAAUAAAAAAUUCAACACUUCAUAUAUUAAAUCUUUCUUAUAAUCCAAUAACAACACAUGGUGUUCAAUAUAUUGUUCAAGCAUUAAAUGUAAAAACAAGUGCUGUUUCUAUGCUUGAUAUAUCGGGUAUAACUGUUUUUACUUCAACUGUUCGUCUUGCCGAAAAAAUUGCACAGCGAAGAAGUUUUAUUAUGAAAUAUGAUUGUGAAAUGCCUGUACAUGAUAUACUCGGUCGAGAAACAGCUACAAAAGGUGAUUCAAUGCGUAAAGUUAUUCAAUAUAUCGAUGAAAGACGUUGGCGUACAUUAGAAUAUUUUCGAAUGUUGGAUAAAAACAAUAAAUUACAAUUAGAUAAAAAAAGUAUUACUUUAAAUAUUGUGAAAUCAGGUAUACCACUUCAAACUGAAGAUAUUCAAAAUAUUCAUAAACGUCUUACACGAACUACAAGUCAACCUUUAACAUAUAAAAAUUUAAAUACUAUUUUUAAUGAUCAACGAAGACGUGAUCUAUCAUUGAAAGCUCGUCAAGAGAAACAAACAAAAGACAUGAGAAAACAUAAUCGAAAAAUUCUACAAACUGUCAGUCAUCAUUUUCCAGAUAUUGAAAUUGUUAGUAGAUAUCAAAAACAUAAAGACGCUAUUGAACAAUUGGCUAAGCCACGUACAUAUAGUGCUUGUCCUAGACUCUGA
Messenger RNA from Rotaria sordida, 1671 nucleotides. Lineage: Eukaryota; Metazoa; Rotifera; Eurotatoria; Philodinida; Philodinidae. The record is from the annotation of a GenBank genome assembly.